This is a messenger RNA of Metschnikowia bicuspidata var. bicuspidata NRRL YB-4993, 834 nucleotides long. RefSeq lists its product as uncharacterized. The record is from RefSeq and is a predicted model, not a curated record. NCBI's taxonomy places the organism in Eukaryota, Fungi, Ascomycota, Pichiomycetes, Serinales, Metschnikowiaceae. The transcript has a single exon. The coding region runs from base 1 to 834 and encodes 277 amino acids.
AUGGCAAACACCAAAGCUCCGCCAAUCCAAGGCUUCUUGCCUGGUCUCGAAUUGACGCCUUAUUCAGAAUAUGGGAUUUUGUUGUCUAUCCAGAAAAAAGAUAUCAAAAGGUACUUUAAAGAGAAAGGCACACGGCUUCAGAACAAAUGCAAGAAACAUUGUGGGUUACUCAUACGUUUACAGAAAUACACUAGGUAUGAACAAGCAAACAUGAUUCCCAAGGAGUUGAUUUCGUUGGCCAAGGAGUUAUCGUUCACAAGCCAAUUUCAACCGGGGGACGAGAUGGAAAAAGCUAAGGAAUUUUUGCUUCAAAAGUUAUCCCUGCUUGCAGCCGAUUGCAUCGCAUCUGAAAAAGAAAUCUUAGCAGCAAAUAUUGACCCCAAGAAAGAAUGUGUGGAAUGGUUCAAUACAUUCACUUCUGAUGGAGGACACCAAGGGUGGAGUACCUAUGAAGAAAUACAUGCGGCCUGCGCCAAAUUCGACCUAGAGCGCACCCCUAAGAGCUUCUUGGACAGCUCGUCGAUAUUUCGCAAAGAGACUUACCAUGAAAUUGUAGGCAAAAUGAUCAUCAAAGCAAAGGAGGAUGAUCAGAAGACUAUGGAGUUUCUCGCAAAACAACAAGUGAACGAAGAUCUCGAUGACUACGAUGUGAUCGGGCCAGAAAUUUCAACCCGGUCGCUUCAAAAAGAGAUUGAGUCUCUCAAAUCCGCGGUGAAUGAACUCAUAAUGGCGGAUCAAGUGAAGUCCACCACCCAAGCAGACCAAAAGAAAAAGAAAAGUCAAACCUCCGUUCCUAAAAAGACGCCUAACAAGAAACAGAAUCAAAAGAGUUAA